Molecule: messenger RNA, 1587 nt
Organism: Suillus discolor
Lineage: Eukaryota; Fungi; Basidiomycota; Agaricomycetes; Boletales; Suillaceae
Exons: 5
Coding region: 1-1587 (528 amino acids)
Source: RefSeq, a predicted model, not a curated record
AUGUACAGCCUUCCUCUCCCGGUUCAAACAAAUAAUCUGCUGCUACACAGAUUCCGUCUUAGCGAAAAUUCUCUUGCUCCAGUCAUCAUGGUUCGUACCGUCUGCAAGUCUGGCAAGUCUACGGGAGGACCUGCGAACCGUAGUGUGCUACCUGGCCCCUUCAAACUUGUUUCUGGUCUCUGUGGUGAACAGGUCAUCAAAAGUGUAUAUCAUAAGCCAUUGCCACAUGGGAUGGAAGAGGCGAUAUCGACUAGGAAAAAAGACAUUCUCAUUCCUCAAUUCUGGAACCACGUAGGCUGGUGUUUGUUCUGCUGUGAUGGCAGUCCACAAAUGUACGAAUGCUCACAUUGCCCACACACAGUGUGCGUGCGCUGCAUUGUCAUCCCAGAAGAGUCGCUGGACUACAUCAAAAAAGGCAAUGUCUUUUUCAGAUGCCCCGGAUGCCAUGAAGUUCGUGAUAGAAAUGCUGGAAAAGGUAUCAUCACACCGUAUUUUGGCUUUGAAGAUGCUCAAGGAAAGGCCGUGCUGGCGACACCUGCCACUAUCCAUGGCCACAUUGAGUUGACCAGUCGGUCAGAGGUAUGCACCCUCCCCAUCCUCAUUCUCAACUUCAUCCUUGCCAGUGUCGAUAUCUUCGGGUCACCUGCACGUGCCAUGCGAGAUGGGCUGCAUCCAUACGUUGCUCCAGAUUACUAUGAAAUUGUGUUCGACAUCGGAACACUGUCCAAGGUCAAGCAGCACGCCAAGGCAAUGGAGAAGCUUGUGCAAGACAUAGGACCAUGUCAGUUUGCUUGUGUCGAAGUAUUUGUCCACUCCCACUCUGAUACAAACCGUGGCGACCUCUGGGCUGGGUUCGAGACCUCAAACAUUAAAGGUGAACAUGAGGGGCCUGUCGCCUACUCACUUGACGACUUUUUCACCGCAGUUUUCCCCAGUAGCAUAGCAGGCUAUCUCAAGGGAGCCACACUGUGGAUGUUGCACGCAUUUGCAUUUGAUGCUGAACGCUUCCAUGCAUGCCUUGUUCCACCGUUCAUCUUCGCAUAUGUGGAACGUGUUCUUGUCGAGGGCUUCGAGGUUGAAGAGGCCAUCGAAGAUCUUCUCAAAGCGGCUCCUCAACUUGGGAUGCAUACAUCCAUAAUUCACAUCCGUGUUACAAACAUUUUCCAUCGUCGCCCUCCUACUGUCUCCGAAUACAACAAAGGAGCCAUGCGCAUGGACGAUAAGGCCUCCAUGAUUGUGACCACAUACAAGUUCUUUCACGAGAAUCAGCAUCCUUGGGGAAAUCCACUGCCCUAUCAGUGUUUGCGUUGUUACUGUGUUCGCUCUUGGGGCUCUACAACCCGCCCUAUGUCCAGCAAUACCCAAUUCGCUUGCAAGCAAUGCGGAUUCGUCAUCACCUAUACAAAGCUCGACCACUCAAAAAUUAUCCUGUACCACGAGGGAUAUCGGGGGACCAGCAAAGUGAGUGGUAAGCUAACGAAAAAAGGCCUCGGUACUGGUUCUGGGUGGUUGGUAGUGGUAGCAGUCGAGCCUGACGGGGUGCUAGCCCUUGCUCAAUCAGUUAGCCACUCCACCCGGGAACAUUGA